Messenger RNA from Aspergillus costaricaensis CBS 115574, 1158 nucleotides. RefSeq names its product putative integral membrane protein PTH11-like. NCBI's taxonomy places the organism in Eukaryota, Fungi, Ascomycota, Eurotiomycetes, Eurotiales, Aspergillaceae. The transcript is spliced from 6 exons. The record is from RefSeq and is a predicted model, not a curated record. The annotation marks the transcript as partial.
AUGAGCUCUGCAGGAGCGAACUAUUCAGCGGCAUACCUGGCUCAGUCGCGUGUGACCGAGGUGGCUGUGGCAUACUCGGUCCCGAUCCCCGUUGAGAUCCUGACUACAGUAUGGCGACUCUGGAUCAAACUGCGGCCAUCCUCGGAGCAUGGCUUGACCUUUGACGACUACGUGAUGAUCUGGGCUACGAUCAUUGGUGUUGGCGUCUGCGUCAGUGGAUUGGUUUACGGUCCUCCCUAUGGUUUUGGACGACAUGUCGCCGCCUUGCCAGACAAGGAAGUCGAAACAUUCAUGAAGGGCGACUACAUCUUCAGUCACUUCUACGAUGUUGCCAUCGCCAGCACCAAGCUCUCCGUGCUGGCACUAUAUUAUCGCAUUUUCAUCACACCGAGAUUCCGCCUCGUCGUUAUCCUAACCGUGGUAUGGGUGAUCUUGUGGCUCAUGACCAUGGAAAUUGUCCUAGGGCUGGAGUGCCGGCCGAUCGCAAAGUUCUGGAACUCAAGCGUUGAAGGGACAUGCUUCAACCUCGUUGCCUUCAGCUACUUCACCAACAUUGCGAACCUCGUCACCGACAUCUGGAUCUUCCUCCUCCCCCUACCCGUCAUCCUACGCCUCCAGAUCACAAAGAACAAGAAGAUCGGCCUCAGCCUGCUUUUCUCCGUCGGCUUAGCAACCUGCGCCAUCAGCGCAGCCCGACUAACCGUCGUCGUCACCCAAGGUUCCUCUGAUUACACCUGGGCCGGCGUCCCCCUGGGCAUCCUCUCCGCCUGGGAACCCCUCGGCGGCAUUCUCUGCGCCAACCUCCCCGUAAUCUACAAGUCACUGGCUGCCGUAUUCCGCAGCAUAAAGGGCACACUCCUUACCCACGGCUCACGCAGCGCCCACGCCUCCUCCACCCAGCGCCAAACAAAGUCCAGCGCCCAUCACCAUCACAAUACCUGGCUGCAGCUUAAUAAUGGCAGCGGGGCCGGGAAUAGCUACCGCUCUGAGAUCUUGGCUUUGAAAAGCAUGGACGAUGACGAUGAUGAUACGGAGAUGCAGCCCGUGCCGGGGAUGAAUACGAUUAUGGUUGAGAGGCAAUUUGAGCAGGAAGUGGUUGAUCGGCAUCAUGACCCAUCUCAUAGUGGGAGAGAGGGCGAUGAAGAGCCCUUGAGGGGG